Molecule: messenger RNA, 4042 nt
Organism: Passer montanus (Eurasian tree sparrow)
Lineage: Eukaryota; Metazoa; Chordata; Aves; Passeriformes; Passeridae
Gene: RNF138
Product: ring finger protein 138
Exons: 4
Coding region: 1005-1322 (105 amino acids)
Source: RefSeq, a predicted model, not a curated record
CAGGCCAGUGGUGUGAGCUUCAACAAGGCCAGGUGUUGGGUCUUGCACUUAGGUCACAACAACCCCAGGCAUUGCCACGGGUGGGGGAAGAAUGACUGGAAAGCAACCCCAUGGAAAAGGAGGGGUGCUGGUUGACAGAGGCUGAGCCACGAUCCAGCAGUGUGCCCAGGUGGCCAAGAAGACCAGUGGCAUCCUGGCCUCCAUCAGAAAUCGUGUGGCCAGCAGGAUCAGGGCAGUGAUUGUCCCCCCAUACUCAGCACCAGUCAGGCUGCACCUCAAAUCAUGUGUUUGGUUUUGGGCCCCUGAAUCCAGGAAAGACAUUGAGAUGCUGGAGUGAGUUCAGAGAAGGGCAGUGGAGCUGGUGGAAGGUCUGGAGCACAAGUCCUGUGGUGAGUGGCUGAGGCAGCUGAGGUUGUUUAUCUUGGCGAAGAGGAGCCUCAGCAAAGACCUCAUUGCUGCAGUUACCUGAGAUGGGGUUGUAGUGAGGUGAGGGUCAGUUUCUUCUGCCAUGUCUUGAAGUGAAAGAACAAGGUGAAAUGGCUUCACCAUUUAAGUUACAUGCGGAGGUUCAGAUUACAUAGUAGAAACUUUUUUUUUACUGAGGCCAUGGUCAGGCAUUGGAAUACAUUGCCCAGGGUGGUGGUGGAGUCGUCACUGCCUGUGGAAGUGUUCAAGAGGUGCCUGGAUGUGGCACUUGGGGAAUGAUUUAGUGGUGAUUAUGAUGGUGCUAGGUUGACAUUUGGACAAAAGGUUUCUUUCCGCCUUGGUGAUUCUGUAAAUACUGAGACAUACCUUGAUCCAAAGGAAAAGUUUUGAGGGUUAGGAUAUGUGCCAUUGUACAUUGCCUUGGAAUUCAUGGGACUUAAUGCAUAAUCCACCCCACCUCUGUUACUGUUAAACUUUUAAAAUGUUGAUAGUUGAGUAAAAUAACCUGAAGUUUCAUUGUUUUUUUUUUCCCAUUCAUUUAAAGUAGCAGGAGUGAUGCAAUAUCUGAUACUAGUGAGAUGGCUAAUAAUCAAAUACUUCAAGGAGAAACAAGUGGACACCCAACCUUCAAAUGCCCCCUGUGUCAGGAAGCCAAUUUUACCAGACAGCGCUUGCUGGAUCACUGUAAUAAUAGACAUCUUUAUCAGAUCGUUCCUGUGAUCUGCCCUAUUUGUGUAUCUCUUCCAUGGGCAGAUACUAACCAGGUUACUAGAAAUCUUGUUAGCCAUCUGAAUCUAAGACACCGGUUUGACUACGGAGAAUUUGUGAAUCUUCAGCUUGAUGAAGAAGCCCAAUACCAAAAUGCAGUUCAAGAGUCCUGUCAUGUGAACUUUUAGAGCCCCCUUCAUCUUCAUACUGAUUAUCUGAGAGAAAAAUUAAUUUGUUCUGUUGGCAAUCCGAAGGGUAUAUUAAUAAAAAUGUUUUUCAGUACCCACUUUUUGGGCUGAGCUUCUUUUCACACUCAUAAAUGAUCUUGACUGAGUUCUGCCCCUGUGGAAUUAGGGACAUUUCUGGAACUUCUCAUUCUUGUCUUGAUUUUCUCUUAACUUUUACUACUGUGUUAAUUACAUGUUCAUAUGAUUAAUGUAGGAUGUUUUAAUUCACCAAAGCCAACUUUGAAAGUAUCUUUAGAAAGACAUGCAGUGAUGCUCUGUUGCACUGUUGGGUUUCUUCAAGUUCAGCUGUCUUCUAAGGUAUCUUAUGAGAUGAUAAUUUAUUUUUUUUCUCUUCCUGCCGAGGACAGGCAUUUGUCCUACCAAGGACUAAUUUUAUUUGAUGUUGUGAUUUGUUUUUUACUAUUGCUAUGUGACUGAAAAUAACAACAGCUUAAAAUAUUUAAAAAAUUCUUUUCUACUGAUCAACAAUGCAGAACAAAGCUGUUUUUCACCUUUCAUUGAGAAAGAAUGAUGCCAUUGCCUAGGAAUAACUACAUCUAUUUUUCCUCUUUAGGAAUAACUAAAAUAGGAUGCUUGCUUACUAAUGUGAUGAAGUGUAUUCUCUGUACUCCUAAGGAAGGUUACAUAUUUUCUGAGCAAUUUAAGAUGACAUGCAAAAGGUAUACUUUUUUGGCCUGUGACCAGGUCUUACUGGAGCUUUUUAAGAACUUCCAGUUUUGCAUUUGGAACUGAAGUUUUAGUCUGUCUUGUCUUUCAUUGAAGGCUGUGUAGCUAAAUAACUAAACUGGCUUCACACCAACAAAAACUUUAUUUUUGUAAAGCUGUUUAAAACUUGUACAUCUCCUGCAUCCAAAGGCUUCAAAAAAUUCUUGAGAAGAAAAAAACUUACUCUAAAAUAGUGACCAACAUAUUUUAAGAGUUCCUGUUCUAGAUUUCCACCUUCCCACAGGAACAUCAUUAAAAUUGGAGAAAAUAGUAAUAAUGCAAUAUUCAAUUUAAAUGGAAAAUCUAUUUGUAAAAACUUUGGGAUCUUUUAUAUAAUACUAAAAGGGAGAAGGGAAGAGAAGGCUGCACAGCAUACAUUUUGGAGUUUUAAAUCGAGAGUGUUCUGAACAUACACCUGUUUGGACUGACUGUGUUUCCAUCACCCAUUGUCAAUCUGUUGUUAUUAAUGAGCAUUGCAUAUGUGGUGGAAAACAUCCCCAGUAAUUUUUUUAGUCCAGAUGGUGAUAUAUGUGUUGUAGUAUCAGUUGUGCAGCCAAAGUACAGUCUGCUUCUUGCACCCUGCCUCCCUGUUCCUCUCCAGACAGAGGUUUUGAUUAUUCUUUAAAUGCUGAGAUAUUACAUAUUCCAAAACUGGUAAGGUCAAAAUGCCUCAUUUUACAAUGUAAUGCGUUUCAGAACUGAAAGUUCUAAUUUAUUGAGUGUUGGAACUAACCCACUAUACAUUUUAACUUGCCUUUUCUAUCUUAGAGAUUUUUUUAGUAUAAAAUGUUACUGAAGGCAUUGCUGGCUAAAAUUCAGAUAAAGUUGUCUAUUUCAGAUAUAGCUGUCUAUUUCAAAAACCUUGUCUGAAGCUGAUACACUUUUUUAUAACUACUUUUUUGCAUUUUGUUACUGUCUCAAUACAGUAUUUUGACAGCAGACCACACUUGGAACUUGUAUUCCAAUUUCCUUGUUUGCCCCCAUAUACGUCUGUGUAUUCUCACUUGUCUGUCAGCUCUAGUGCUUGUGUGACCACAUACUGAUUUGGAGUGGUUCCCUGAGCCAACAGAAGAAAAUGUAGAUUUUUACUUUUGCUCAGUAAAGCCAACUAUUAAACAGUGCCCUUAUACAGAAAAGAACAUCAAGGUACCUGAUGAUGAAGUUUUACCUUUUUAAAAUAAAACCACAUACUAUGGUGAUUUAUUACUGCAUACAUUUCCUAAGGAGUUUAACAGUUAGAUGUAAGUCUAGUUAACUUUUUUAGAUUCAACAAAAUGUUUAUAUGAUCUGGCAAUAAAUGCCUACAGCCAAUACAGAUUCUGAAUGCCUCAUGGACGCUGGAACUACUUAUUUGUAUUACUUGAAUAUAUCUUUGGAAUUACGAGUGAAAUGACAUCUGUUAUAAAACUCUGGGAAACAAAUGUUUUCUAUAGCAAUAAUUAGUUGUCACUUGAUGCAUAGUUGCUGAGCAUUUUAGUCAUGUUUAAAUGUUGAGAGACUUGAAUACACAUUUUAAAGCAACAAGUGUGUAUUAAUGCAAUAUUAAAAAAAACCUUUCAAAAUGCUUAUCCUCUUUAUUUAAAAUCUGUAUUGGCAGGUGCUGCCUUGCUUAAGAUUUUGUACUUUUAAUAUUAAGAGAUUGCAUCCAAUACAUUCACUAGGUAAACGUUUAAUGAAAAUUAAAUUAUUUGAAUAUGUUGCUGCUGGUCAUGAUCUUUCUCACUGAAACUCAGACAUGCGCAAAAAGCUGUGUAUUUGUGAUGGGUGAUGCCCAAAAUAUGACAUCUUUACUAAAAGAUUGCUUCUUAAAAAUGUUUUCAUGUUCAUGUUGCAUUAUGUAUGGUUUCAAUAUGUUAUGUUUGAAUUGUACGUUCUGGGUUUUUUCCUAUUAAAGUAUUUUAUUUUCUAUUUGUCUUUUUGUUGCAUAAUAAAGAUGAUCAGUUCCCUUGGUGCUA